AUGUCUCGAUUUUUCCACGGUGCCAGCGAUAGCGAGAGCAGCUCUUCGGACGAAGAGGAGCUUUACUCGGAUCGCGAGGAAGCAGUCUCUGAAGAUGAAGAAACCACUAGCGAAGAAGAGUCCUCCGAGGAGGAAAGCAGUUCGGAUGAUGAGGGCGGUCUAACUGGAGCUAAAAGUUUCUUGAGGGAUGUUGCUGAAAGCGAUGAAAGUGAAGAAGAGGAUCGGGUUACCGUUGUCAAGAGCGCAAAAGAUAAAAGAUUAGAGGAGUUGGAAGGAACAGUCAAAUUGAUCGAAAAUGCGGGAAAAAUAAACGACUGGGCAGUCAUUUCGACUGAAUUCGACAAAUUGAACAGACAGGCCGCGAAGAUUAUUCAAUCCGGGCCGUCUCCCAAGGCGUACAUUAAAGCGAUUGCCGACUUGGAAGAUUUUGUUAACGAGACUAUCGUUAAGCAAAAGACAACCACAAAAAAAAUGAAUGCAAGCAACGCCAAGGGAUUCAAUGCAGUUAAACAGCGUAUUAAGAAAAACAACAAAGAUUACGCGACAGAGAUUGAUAAAUAUCGAGAUGACAAAGAUGGGUAUUUAGAGGAGGACGAGGAACAAGAGACGGUCGUUGUAGAGAAGAAGACUCGAGCUGUACGAUUGGAGGAUGCUUUGGCUGUGAGCGACGAGGGCUUCUCAACUGUCGGUCGUGGUGGUCGCACGCUUCAAUAUACCCCAGAAAGCAUUCUGAAGCACCUACGCGUAAUCGUGGAAUCCAGAGGAAAGAAGAAUACCGAUCGCAUAGAACAAAUCAAAGUUAUGGAGAAACUACUGGAGGUUGCCUCGACACCCUACCACACUAUUCGCAUUCUUUUGACAAUGAUUUCAACACGUUUCGACCUCACAACUACUACAUCAUCGAAUUAUAUGCCAACCGAUCAAUGGAAGCUUGCAGAAGGCGAAAUUUGCACACUAAUUUCUACUUUGGAGAGCAACCCACAGUUCGUUGUUACUGAAGGUGCAGAGGAGUGGGAGGACGAUGAGAAGAUUCCCCAACUUGCUGCUGGGGAGACUCUUAAGGUCCCUGGAAGUAUCGUCUCGUUUGUUGAAAGACUUGACGAUGAACUCAUCCGGUCUUUGCAGCACAUUGAUCCCCAUACCGCUGAAUAUAUUGAGAGAUUGGGUGAUGAACAGCUUUUAUACAAUAACAUUGUCCGAGCACUUCUCUAUGUGGAGGGACUUAACAAUAUCGAAAAAUCAGAGCCCCGUCAGGAUAGCGUGAACAGAGUUUUGAUGAGACGUUUGGAACAUCUUUAUUUCAAGCCAUCUCAAGUUGUUAGCAUCCUAGAAGAGAACACUUGGAAGGGCCUACCAGACACUCUGAACUCUAUCAUUACUGAUCGUGAGAGCAAGUCCGAUAUUGCCGGUUUGGUUCAGACCAUUUGCAACUAUCUUUUCCAGUACAGCGACGGUAUCAUUCGAGCCCGUGCCAUGCUUUGCCAGAUUUAUUUCCUUGCCCUUCAUGAUAAAUACCACCGCGCUCGUGAUCUGAUGCUGAUGUCCCAUUUGACCGAAAACAUUUCGAAUUUCGAUGUUAGCACGCAAAUCUUAUUCAACCGAACCCUUGUUCAGAUCGGUCUUUGUGCCUUCCGUGCUGGAUUAGUCUACGAGGCCCAGAACACACUCUCGGAAGUUUGUGGGAGUGGUAGACAGAAGGAAUUGUUGGCGCAGGGCAUCAUCAUGCAACGCUAUUCUUCGGUAUCUCCCGAACAAGAGAAGCUUGAACGUCAACGCCAACUUCCAUUCCACAUGCACAUCAAUUUGGAACUUCUCGAAUGCAUCUACCUGACCAGUAGCAUGUUCUUAGAAGUCCCGCUAAUGGCUCAGACCUCCUCUUCCCCGGAAAUGAAACGCCGCAUCAUCUCUAAGACAUUCAGAAGGAUGUUAGACUACAAUGAACGACAGGUAUUCAGCGGACCACCGGAGAAUACCCGUGAUGGUGUAAUCAUGAGCGCCAAAUUCCUUGCAGCAGGCGACUGGAAGAAAGCCUCCGAAACGCUCAACUCGAUCAAGAUUUGGGAUUUGAUGGCCCAACCAGACAAGAUCAAGACCAUGCUCACCCAACAGAUCCAGGAAGAGGGCCUUCGAACCUAUCUUUUCACAUAUGCACCGUUCUAUGACACUUUAUCUAUUUCCACCCUUUCCAACAUGUUCGAUCUUCCUGAGAAAAAGAUUUCAGCCAUCAUCAGCCGCAUGAUUUCACACGAGGAGCUUGCAGCAGCUUUAGACCAAGUCAACAACGCUAUUGUCUUCCGAAAGGGCGUCGAAUUGUCCAGACUGCAAAGCCAGAUUGUCACACUUGCAGACAAGUCGAUGUCGUUACUUGAAGCCAACGAAAAAUCUCUUGAGCAAAGAACACAGGGCAUGGCCAACGCUUUCCAACGCGACCAAGGCUCGGGUGGCCGUGGUGGUAGAGGCCAGGGCCGCGGUGGACAGAGGAACGCUGGCGGUAGACCACCAGCUGGUGGGCAACAGCGUAGGCCUGGUGGACAACAGUUUAGCGGUGGUGCUUUGGGCGGAGCUAUUAAGGCAUAA
This is a messenger RNA of Ophidiomyces ophidiicola, 2577 nucleotides long. It is a transcript of the gene NIP1, whose product is annotated as Translation initiation factor 3 subunit c. The record is from RefSeq and is a predicted model, not a curated record. The transcript is spliced from 2 exons. Gene Ontology annotation, molecular function: RNA binding; translation initiation factor binding; translation initiation factor activity. Lineage: Eukaryota; Fungi; Ascomycota; Eurotiomycetes; Onygenales; Onygenaceae. Gene Ontology annotation, biological process: translational initiation. The coding region runs from base 1 to 2577 and encodes 858 amino acids. Gene Ontology annotation, cellular component: eukaryotic translation initiation factor 3 complex.